Messenger RNA from Trichoderma aggressivum f. europaeum, 1107 nucleotides. RefSeq lists its product as uncharacterized. NCBI's taxonomy places the organism in Eukaryota, Fungi, Ascomycota, Sordariomycetes, Hypocreales, Hypocreaceae. The record is from RefSeq and is a predicted model, not a curated record. The transcript has 2 exons. The coding region runs from base 1 to 1107 and encodes 368 amino acids.
AUGCCUCCAUUCGAAAGGCCAAAAGCACCCUUCCGUUCAAGCCAGCUUCGCGCUUGGUCUGACAAUGUCGAACCGCGGAUGCACGACCUGCUGUGGGGAGAUUAUUGGCAGCGAUUCAACACUAUACAAAUUCCAAUAUUCGGGCCCGACGUUUACUUCGAUGACGCACUAAACAUAGCGAAAGAGGCCAAAGGCCAGAAAGAAGUAUUUGAGCGCAAGUUUGAAGAAUUGAAUAAAAGGCGACAGAAACUGGCAUGCGAAAUGCUUACGGCUGCAAUGCGAGCAAUAGACGAGGAGUAUACUUAUCUAUGUAAAAAUGCCCGUGAUACAGUAUCCGAUCUAUGCCAGACCGGCUGUUUUCUGGAUUUUCUAAGGCUCUUAAUUGGUACUUCCCAUGGCUGGGAACCGGAUGCAGCAGAAGAUUCGCAAUCGAAUGGCACUACUGGCGAUCUCAGCGAGGAGACUCAGGCCUCCGCUGAUCAAUUACAAGACUCUAGCGAUGAAGAGACACAUGACGAGCCCCCAUGGCUUGGCGACGAUUACUAUGAGGCUGCUAUGGAUCGCCGAACGAGGGAGGAGCUGUGGGCGAGAUCUUUUGGUGGUGAUAUGGGCACAUUUGCUUACGCGGGAUGCACGUCGUCUUCCGAUGACACUGACGAUCCUGAAAGUGAUGUGUCUGUCUCGUCAAGGGAAAACAAAGAAGAGAAGGCAACGCAUGGACUAGGAAAGAGAAAGAGGGAUAUAUCCGACGACGAAGUCGUCACUGCUCGUAGCCUUCGUCGAAAGCUGAUGAGUUUAACGCCCGGUCCAAUAAUCUAUCCAUUGAACCCUCAAGGAGAGAUAGAUUGGGAAGCGAUUGACGAUGAAUUUUUAUUCAAUAGUGAAGAGGAUGAAUAUGACUAUGAAUAUGACUAUGAAGAUGAAGAUGAAGAUGAGGAAGAUGAUGAUGAUGAAGAUGAUGAUCAUGAUGAUGAUGAUGAUGAUGAUGAUGAUGAUGACGAAGGUGAUGAAGAAGAAGAAGAUUAUGAUGGAGAUGAGGAUGAGGAUGAAGACGAAGAUCGUGGUAAUGAGGGCAGGAAUCCUGUAAGGAUCUCAUACUUUCUAUAG